AUGCUGACCUCACUCCACCUCUUUUUUUUGUUCAUGGCCUUCAGUCAGUUCGUUCUGGGGAUUUGGGGGAAUGGCUUUCUUGGGCUCAUCCAUUGCAUCCACUGGAUCAAGAGGAGCAAGAUUUCCUUACCUGACUUCAUCAUUAUGAAUCAAGCCUUCUCCAGGAUCUUCCUACAAUGUGCGGUCAUUUUUGAUGGUGUUACCUUGGUGCUCUAUUCCUAUUUCUAUUACGGAAUGACAGUAAGUCAAAUUAGUGAAACUAGCUGGUCCUUUAGUAACUAUCUAACCACCUGGCUGUCCACCUGUCUCAGUGUCUUCUACUGCCUGAAGACUGCCAUUUUCUCCCAUCCUGCCUUCCUCUGGCUUAAGUGGAGGACUUUCCAGGUAGUUGCCUGCAUUCUGCUGACCUGUGAGCUUUUCUUUUGCUUCAAUACAGUGUUGCUGAUCAGAAAAUUGGAUAUAUAUUCUGGCCUCCUAAAAAUGAUACUCACUGCAAACUACACUGAAAAUGUCAGAAGAAAGGAAAGAGAAUUGUAUGUCUUCCACCUUCCCAGUCUCCUGUGGACAGUGAUACCAUUCAUUUUAUCCCUGUUCUCCUGUUUCUUACUGACCCUCUCCCUGAGGAGGCAUACCAGGAUGAUGGGGCACCAGGUCACUGCCUCCAGAGAUGUGAGUACUAAGGCCCAUGUGAGAGCCACCAUUGUAAAGAUUUCUUUCUCCUUACUCUUUCUCUUUCAUUUUGUCUUUAUCCUCAUUAGAACAGCGAGCAUGUUCCUGCCAGAUGCCAAGGUGAUAUCAAUGAUUACAUUGUUGGCAGCCCCUCUCUCUCCCUCUGUGCACACAUUUAUCCUCAUUCUGCAAAGCAAAAUCCUGAAGCAGGCAUUCCUGAGGCUGCUGUGGUUGAAGAAGGACAGUAUGAAAGCUGGGGUCAGGGCAUCAUUGACCCAUUAG
Phascolarctos cinereus (koala) is the source of this 951-nucleotide messenger RNA. RefSeq names its product taste receptor type 2 member 3-like. Gene Ontology annotation, cellular component: membrane. Lineage: Eukaryota; Metazoa; Chordata; Mammalia; Diprotodontia; Phascolarctidae. The record is from RefSeq and is a predicted model, not a curated record. Gene Ontology annotation, biological process: sensory perception of taste; detection of chemical stimulus involved in sensory perception of bitter taste; G protein-coupled receptor signaling pathway. Gene Ontology annotation, molecular function: bitter taste receptor activity; G protein-coupled receptor activity.